Drosophila mauritiana is the source of this 895-nucleotide messenger RNA. RefSeq names its product vesicle-associated membrane protein 7 (gene Vamp7). Lineage: Eukaryota; Metazoa; Arthropoda; Insecta; Diptera; Drosophilidae. Gene Ontology annotation, molecular function: SNAP receptor activity; SNARE binding. The record is from RefSeq and is a predicted model, not a curated record. The transcript has 4 exons. Gene Ontology annotation, cellular component: SNARE complex; membrane. Bases 117 to 773 code for a protein of 218 amino acids. Gene Ontology annotation, biological process: exocytosis; vesicle fusion.
AAUCCGAGAGCACGUCAUCAUUGACGGAUCAUCGCUGAUUCUCCGAUAAGCAAAACAAAGCAGCGGCCUGAGGAGCUGAACAACCGCGCCCUUAACAAAGGAGAAUCUGUGGCACCAUGCCGAUACUAUAUAGUGUGAUAUCGCGGGGCACCACCGUGCUGGCGAAGUUUGCGGAGUGCGUCGGCAACUUUGCCGAAGUGACGGAGCACAUAAUCGGACGGAUCGGGGUGCACAACCACAAGAUGACCUACACACACGGCGACUACCUGAUCCACUACACCUGUGAGAACAAACUGGUCUACAUGUGCAUCACCGACAACGAAUUCGAACGGUCACGGGCCUUCCUGUUCUUGGCGGAUAUCAAGCAGAAGUUUAUCCAGACUUACGGCCUCCAGGUGGCCACCGCCAUCGCCUACUCCAUGAACACGGAGUUCUCCAAGGUCCUGGCCCAGCAGAUGGUCUACUUCAGUCAGUCCCGGGAGGUGGACACCAUUUCGCGAGUACAUGGUCAGAUUGACGAGCUUAAAGACAUUAUGGUUAAGAAUAUUGACAGCUUGCGGGAUCGCGGCGAGAAACUGGAGCUGCUGGUCAACAAGACCGAAAAUUUGAGCAAUAAUUCCGUUGCAUUCCGCAAGGCCUCGCGAAAUUUGGCGCGUCAAAUGUUUUGGAAGAACAUCCGCGUCUACGUGGUGGUGGGUCUGGUGAUAACCUUCAUCGUUUACGUGAUUGUGAGCAUGGCCUGCGGUGGCCUCGCUUGGCAGUCCUGUGUUUAGGACAAGUUGCUUAAAAGUUGUUUAUAUUGUUAUAGGCUCAUAACACAUGUAUAUUUGCAUAUAAAACUCUACAGUACUCUCAUUAUCUAUGUUCUAUGUAAUAAACUUCAAUGUAUACCGGA